AUGCCCCAGCUGCUGGCUCGCGAAGUCCGUCAGCUGCUGCACAACAAGUUCGUGGUGGUGCUGGGCGACUCGGUGCAGCGCGCCGUGUACAAGGACCUGGUGCUGCUGCUGCAGAGGGACUGCCUGCUGUCGUCCAGGCAGCUCAAGGCCAAGGGCGAGCCGAGCUUCGAGCGCGACGUGCUGCUGGAGGGCGGGCGGCCGCACAACGGCACGCGCUACCGCGAGGUGCGCCAGUUCUGCACCGGGCACCACCUGGUGCGCUUCUACUUCCUCACGCGCGCCUACUCGCGCUACGUGGAGGGCGUGCUGGCGCAGCUGCGCUGGGGCGACUACGCCCCGGACCUCGUGGUCCUGAACUCGUGCCUCUGGGACCUGUCCCGCUACCGACGCGACUUCCGGACGAGCUACCCGCACGACCUGCAGCGGCUCUUCGCGCGUCUGCACCAGGUGCUGCCCGAGUCCUGUCUCGUGGUGUGGAACACCGCCAUGCCCGUGGCCCGGGUCGUCACCGGAGGCUUCCUCCCGCCGGGAGACGCGUCCGGGGCCGCGCACCUGCGGGAGGACGUGAUGGAGGCCAACUUCUACAGCUCCGUGGAGGCGGCGCGGCGCGGCUUCGACGUGCUCGACCUGCACUUCCACUUCCGCCACGCGGGCCAGCACCGGCUGCACGACGGCGUGCACUGGGACCGGCGCGUGCACCGCUGCCUCUCGCAGCUGCUGCUGGCCCACGUGGCGGACGCCUGGGGCGUGCUCCUGCCCGGCCGCCACCCGGUGGGCAGAUGGCUCAGGGAUGUCCCCCCCGCUGCUGCUACCGUGACCGAGGGACGCCCAGGUUCCGCGCGCGACGGCCAGGCCCCGCACGAACCGGGUGACGCACGAGAACCGGCUGCGCCCAGGUCCCGGACGCCGCCGCCGCCGCCUGCUCGCGGCCGCAAUCGGCGAUCGUCUUCCCGGGGCCGAAACCCGCCUCCGCCCUAUAGCCGAGACGCGCGUCCGUCUCCGGCCCCGCCCGUAAGGCGCGCGGCGGAGUAUCCCGCAGACGCGGGCACCGUGAAUCCCGAGCAGGGCCCGGGCCCCAUCCGCAGGGCCUCGGCCCGCCACCCCCAGGCGUCGCCUCCGUACCCACCCCAGCGCCCCCGUGAGCCCCCCAGGUUGCGCGGAAGGCCCACUGCGCACCGCAACUGA
This is a messenger RNA of Jaculus jaculus (lesser Egyptian jerboa), 1185 nucleotides long. Its product is annotated as PC-esterase domain-containing protein 1B-like. Bases 1 to 1185 code for a protein of 394 amino acids. The transcript has a single exon. The record is from RefSeq and is a predicted model, not a curated record. Lineage: Eukaryota; Metazoa; Chordata; Mammalia; Rodentia; Dipodidae.